Dibothriocephalus latus is the source of this 615-nucleotide messenger RNA. The record is from the annotation of a GenBank genome assembly. Lineage: Eukaryota; Metazoa; Platyhelminthes; Cestoda; Diphyllobothriidea; Diphyllobothriidae.
AUGGGCGGUCCUCAUGUUGUCGAUUGUGUGAAGGCUAAAAUAGAUGCUCUUAAAAAAGAACAAGACCGUUUAGAGCAGGAGUUAAUUACAAGGGCGGAUGAUAUACAGAUCGAAAUUCGUGCCAAAGAGGCAGCGGAGGCUGAGGUUGCUGCCAUGACCCGCCGUAUUCGACUUCUUGAGGAGGAUUUCGAACAGUCAAGUGGGCGACUAACUGACACCUCUUCCAAGCUAGAUGACGCCAGCAAAGCUGCUGAGGAAAGUGAAAGAAACCGCAAAACUUUGGAGACCAAGUCCAUUUCCGAUGAUGAGCGCAUCGCCCAGCUUGAAGACCAGACAAAGGAGGCCAAGAGCAUUGCGGAAGAUGCCGAGCGAAAAUAUGAUGAGGCUGCUCGUCGUCUUGCGAUCACUGAAGUGGACCUAGAACGCGCGGAAUCUCGUCUUGAGAGUUCCGAAGGGUACAACCCUGCAACCCUGCGCUCCUGCAUCCUUAAAAUCCGCAUCUAUUUUCUUUUCAUGCUUGCCGAACAGCGAGCUGCUGAGGCCGACCGCCAGGUCUCUAAGCUGCAGAACGAAGUUGAUCGGCUCGAGGGUUUGUCCACUCUUUCCUUAUUUUAG